CUGGUGAGGUCAGAUGCUUUCUGUUUUGUCCCAGUGCCUUUCCUUAGUGGGAUGUUUUUAUGAUACCUCAGUGCUUCGGGUGGCUUUGUAAAAGGCAGGUAAGAAAUUGAUGCAGCUGAUCAGUGUGUGGAAGGGGAAUCAGAAGGAGGAAGAUGCGUGGGAACAGGAACCUGAGCACUCUGGAUGGCAGGGCAUCCAGAUGCACUUUGAACCCAGCAGAGUGACACAGUGAGCCGCCUGGCUCUGUUCCCAGCUGCAGGAACGGGGCAGGCUUUGGGGUCUUGCUGUGUGUGUGGCAGGAUGAGUUGUCUGCUCAGGACAGCCAGGCUCUCUGCUCGGUGGCUUUUUGCAUCUGCUGCUGCUCCAUGCCGCCGUGCCUCGCGGUUCAACGUGCCUCCCAGUGCUGAGUUCGUGGCCCGGCCCGUAGGGGUCUGCUCCAUGCUGAGGCUUCCUGUUCAGACCUCAGCAGAGGGGCUGAAUGCAGCUUUUGUCGGCGUUCCCCUUGACGCGGGCACAUCCAACCGGCCCGGAGCCAGGUUUGGUCCUCAGCAGAUCCGUGCUGAGUCAGUGAUGGUGAGGAGGUACAACGCCAGCACUGGGGCAGCGCCUUUCGACUCCCUGCUGGUGGCUGAUGUUGGAGAUGUGAACGUCAACCUCUACAACCUGCCCAACAGCUGCCGCCGCAUCUACGAGUCCUACCAAAAGAUCGUGGCCUCUGGCUGUGUGCCUCUCACUCUGGGUGGAGACCACACUGUAACAUACCCCAUCCUGCAGGCAGUGGCAGAAAAGCAUGGACCUGUGGGGCUGGUGCACGUGGAUGCUCACACUGACACCAGUGACAUGGCCCUGGGGGAGAAGAUCUACCAUGGGACCCCGUUCCGGCGCUGCGUGGAUGAAGGGCUGCUGGACUGCAGCCGUGUGGUUCAGAUUGGCAUCCGUGGCUCCUCCUAUGCCCCCGAUCCGUACAAGUACUGCUGGGACCAGGGAUUCCGGGUGGUUCCAGCUGAGGAGUGCUGGAUGAAGUCCCUGGUUCCACUGAUGGGAGAGGUGAGGCAGCAGAUGGGGGAUGGCCCGGUGUACAUCAGCUUUGAUAUCGACGGGCUGGACCCUGCCUAUGCCCCGGGAACAGGGACACCAGAGAUUGCUGGGCUCACACCUAUGCAGGCUUUGGAGAUUAUUCGUGGUUGUAAAGGACUCAAUAUAGUGGGAUGUGACCUUGUGGAGGUGGCACCCAUAUAUGAUGUCUCUGGUGAGUUGAUGGAAAUCUGUGGGGCUGCAGGGCUGAAAGGGCACAUGCACUGAAGUCUUCAGUUUUUG
Meleagris gallopavo (turkey) is the source of this 1317-nucleotide messenger RNA. It is a transcript of the gene AGMAT, whose product is annotated as agmatinase (putative). Gene Ontology annotation, molecular function: agmatinase activity; metal ion binding. Lineage: Eukaryota; Metazoa; Chordata; Aves; Galliformes; Phasianidae. The record is from RefSeq and is a predicted model, not a curated record.